Messenger RNA from Oryza brachyantha (malo sina), 885 nucleotides. Its product is annotated as 2-hydroxy-palmitic acid dioxygenase mpo1-like. Gene Ontology annotation, biological process: sphingoid catabolic process. Lineage: Eukaryota; Viridiplantae; Streptophyta; Magnoliopsida; Poales; Poaceae. The transcript is spliced from 3 exons. The record is from RefSeq and is a predicted model, not a curated record. Gene Ontology annotation, cellular component: endoplasmic reticulum. Bases 55 to 693 code for a protein of 212 amino acids.
CCGCGCGGUGGUCUCGAUCGAUCCAAGAAGCAGAGGAGAGGAGGAGGAGGAUCCAUGGCGCGGCUGCGGCGGGCGCUGGACCUGGAGCGGCACUACGCGUUCUACGCGGCGUACCACUCCCACCCGGCGAACGUGCUCGUCCACGUGGCGUGCGUCUGGCCCAUCCUCCUCACGGCGAUGCUCCCGCUCCGCUACGCGCCGCCGCUGCCGCUGCUCCGGUUCUACUGCCCGCUCUGCCGCCAGUACCUCCCCGUCCAGCUCGGUUUCCCCGUCGCCGUCGCGCUCGGCGCCUUCUACGCGCUCAUGGACCGCCGCGCGGGCUCCGCCGCCGCGCUGCUCUGCGUCGCCGGGUGGGGCGCUGGCAACCUCCUCGCCGACGCCGCGGGGCUCUGGACGCUCGUCGACGCCUGGAGGCCGCUGCUCACCGCGCAGGCCCUCCUCUGGUCCGCCCAGUUCUUCGCCCACGCCUUCUUCGAGAAGCGGCGGCCGGCGCUUGUGGACAGCCCGGUGCAGGCGGUGGUGACGGCGCCGUUGUUCGUCUUCCUCGAGGUGCUGCACAGGCUGUUCGGGUACGAGCCGACGCCGGGGUUCUACAAGCGCGUCCAGGCGAGGGUGUCGGCGAUGCACAACGGCCCGUCGCCGGCGCCGGAGGAGGAGAAGAAGGAGAGGACGAGCAAGGCGGCGGCGCAGUAGGAGGAGGAGGAGGAGGAGGAGAGCGCCGAGAAGGAUUCGUAGGUGGAUCGAGCGAGAGCGUGAGAGGAGAUGUUGUUAACCUGUGCAAUGUACACAGUAUUAGUAAGAAAUAAAAUGAGUUCAAAUUUGUCUCGAAAGAUUAGCACUGAGACUGUGACAAGUUUUAGUGGUGAUUAUUAGUUAUUACUAUAA